AUGAAGGACAAUGCGAAGAUUUUCCGAUGCAUUCCUCCUUCACCAAAUUGGUUCUCUUAUAAUACCGCUUCAUUAUCUGCAGAGGCAAAUUUAUUCGCAUACGCUGCUGCUACUACUGUAUUUCUUCUGAAUGCAGAGACCUUGCAGUUUGUUGGAUAUUUAUCGGGACAUUCUGAUAAAAUAAACGCGCUGGAUACAGCCGGCACUUUGUGUGUCAGUGGUAGUUCGGAUAAAACUGUGAGGUGCUGGGAUAUGGAGAGCCAAAAACAAGUCGCGUCUCUGACUUCUUUUAAGAGCGACAUACUAGCCGUUGCAUGGACUACAGAUAACCAAUUAAUUGUAUCAGGUGAUAAACUUGGAGAUUUAACUAUUUGGAAUCCUAAUAAUAAUAAAUUCAACAAGUGUUAUUUCAUACAAUCGCCUGUCGAUUGUAUUGCCGCAUCACCAACACAUAAUAGAUUAGUUGCAUUUGCCUUUCAUAAUGGGGCAAUCCUUAUUGUAAAUAUCGAUUCAUAUCUGAAUGGUUAUAUUAUUCGCCGCUUAAACGGGCACGAUCUUGAUAUUCAAAGUUUAUGUUGGGAACCAAAAAAUAAUGCAACAUCCGAAUUUACACAUUUGGUCUCUGGAUCUAGAGAUAAAACAGUUCGCAUUUGGAAUGUUGAAGAGGAAAAGCUUACAAGAACGAUCACUAUGCCAGGUCCUUCGCCUCACUUGACGGAUCAGCAAAAAGUUAGGUUAUUCAUGUCUACUGUAUGGGGAGAUGUAUAUUUAUGGGACCUUGAUACUUUUCCAGCAAAAUUCCAAAAAUUUAGUAUUCAUAAUCGUCCCAUUUUCACAAUGCAAUUUUUUCCUUGUGGCACGAAAAUGAUCACAACUUCAAUGGACCGACAGAUAAUAAUAUGGGAUAUUAUCGAAAGAAAACCCACAAUUAUUGCUAUAACAAAUUCUCAAACUAUUAGUGACUUGGCCAUUUCGCCCAUGGACCCAUAUAAAUUAUCGAUUGGAGGUGGAGACACUUCAGUUAAGAUAUGGAAAUUCGCAAGCCCUCAAAAUCCAUAUGAUAUUUCCUUAUAUUAUAAGGGUCUUAAAAAUAAAAUAUCAAGUGGAAUGUUUGCUUAUGGUACUGAUAUGGGGACAAUUGGUUGGUUUGAUGAAUUCCAAAGUGAUAAGAACUUUAAGACUUUUGCCUCUUAUCAUCACAACAAAGUGUAUGCUAUUCAAUGGAGUAUGCCAGAAUGGUUAGAUUUGUCGGUAAAAGAGAAACCAGAGAUGGAUAAUAUGUUCGUUCUUAGUUGUGGGAGCGAUGGUCAAAUAUUACUAAGUGAUAUCGCAAGACCAAACUUACCAUCUUUAUCCGUCAACAAUAUGAUUAAAGAAGUAAAUACGGAUUGGAUACAAUUCCUAAAGAAUAAAUCCGGAUAUUUACCAAAAAGGAGUGAAAUUGCAGUACAUCCUACUGGCAAAUAUUUCGCUGUUGGUAACGUUGAUGGAAAAUUAGAAGUUUAUGAAUUGCCUUCAUUAAAAAUAAUAUAUCAUAAUGUUAUACAUCGCGCCACGAUUAAUAAGCUUUCAUGGUGUCCUCUAGAUUAUGAAGGAAACUCUUAUCUACUUGCAUCUGGAUCAGAUGAUACAUUAAUUACAAUCCAUGACUUAAGUGACCCGGAGAAGCUGGCUCCCACAGUUUAUAUUCCAACAUCAUCUUGUAAGCAAACUCUUCAGAUGCAUAAAAGGGGAGUAACCGACAUUUCAUGGUGUCCAACCGACACCACUAUGCUCCUUUCUUCGUCAUUUGAUGGAACAGCUAUUGUAUGGAAUAUAUCAGAUGGUUCCCCAAUUUCUUUAUUUUGUGGACAUCAACCUCAAAAUCGGGUAUUUUGUACGGAAUGGAGUUUGCAUGAUAAAGAUUUAGUUUUUACUGCUGGAGAUGAUGCAAUGUGUUUUGCUUGGAGGCCCAGUGAAAAUCCAUAUAAAUCAAAGAAAGAAAUUAUAUCAGAUUCGCCGUUGAUGAAUGAAAAAUUAUCACAUCAGAAACAAAGUGUUGUGUCGACAGAAAUGGUGGAUAUGCCAGUAAAAGAUACUGUUACGGGCAUAGAAGUUAAUCGUAAACCUGAUAAUCGGUCAUCCAAAAAAAUCAAAAAAUUAAAAACUCUUCUUCCUGUUAGUUCUAUUCCUUCUCGGCGCAAGAAUCUUCAAUUUAAGAUUUUUGAGCUUUCACAUAAAUUAUAUGGCGGUGAGUGGGAAACUGCUAUGAAUUUAUGGGAGGAUAAGGAGCCAGGUAAGGAAAAUGCUGAUGAAUUUGACCAACAAAAGUCUACGUUUAGUCAGCUCUACUUUGGAGAAAAGUACGCGGCAAGGAAAGCCAUUUUAAAAGAAGUUGAGGCGCAUAAUGAAACAGGUGCUACUUUCAAUUUGGGUGGCUUAGAAGCAACUCCUGCGAUUCUAUUGGAUUUGUGGUCCAGUAAUUUCACUUCAUUGGUUAAACGUACCGUAGAUAAUGAGGAAUUUUCCGAGCAAGACUGGAUGAUCCUUGCCCUUAGUCCUAUUGCUGGACGAGAUGUAUGGUUAUCUAUGAUGCAACGUCAGGCUCAAAAGCUUGUGGCAAAAAAUGAUCGUCACGGAGCCGUUAUGUGUCUUAUUGCGUGUGGAGAAAUACAUGAAGCAAUUAACGUUUAUCGUAAAGCCGGGAUGUUUCGAGAGGCUAUAGCUCUAGCAAAACUUCGUCUUCCCGAAGAUGAUCCCAUUUUUUCGGAUUUAUAUAAUUCAUGGGCGAUCCAAUUAGAAAAGGAAGAGGCAUAUGAACAGGCUGCCUUGUGUCAUCUAAUAGCAAAAAAAGAAGAUUCAGUACAUCAUGUAUUGAACACUUUAGCACGUCGAGGAGAUAUUUCUUCGCUUCGUGCUUCUGCAAGUUUAGCAUUAAUGCUUGGAGAUGAUUCUACUGAAGAACGAACGCGUCGUUAUUUCGAAAAGGUAGAAGAAAAAAAGACAUCAAAUGCUGAAUUAAGCGAAGAGCACAAGCUUUUGGAAAAUGAAAGUGGUAAUAAGAAAGGAUCUUCAUUAAACCCCGAUACAAUAGAGAUUGAUAUUUAA
Messenger RNA from Funneliformis caledonium, 3087 nucleotides. The record is from the annotation of a GenBank genome assembly. Lineage: Eukaryota; Fungi; Glomeromycota; Glomeromycetes; Glomerales; Glomeraceae.